Messenger RNA from Alexandromys fortis (reed vole), 471 nucleotides. It is a transcript of the gene Tsacc, whose product is annotated as TSSK6 activating cochaperone. Gene Ontology annotation, molecular function: protein-folding chaperone binding. Bases 1 to 417 code for a protein of 138 amino acids. The record is from RefSeq and is a predicted model, not a curated record. The transcript is spliced from 3 exons. Gene Ontology annotation, cellular component: cytoplasm. Lineage: Eukaryota; Metazoa; Chordata; Mammalia; Rodentia; Cricetidae.
AUGUGGCUGUUCUUAGUGCUCACAGAAAUCCCUGCUGGCCUCUGCCUCCUGGAUGUUAGGAGUGACAGUGUGGACACCAAAGAGGAAGAUAAUGCUGUGUGUCUGUGUCCAGCAAAACCCUCCCCCAGUUAUAUUAAUCUUCAAGCAAAUUCCUUGCCAGCCACUUUCUUGAACAUCCAGACAACAGAGCUGCCUUCAGGAGCUGGCCAGAAGCCCAAGGAAUGCCUAGGACUCCUAGAGUGUGUGUGUGCCAACCUCCAGCUUCAGACCCAGCUUGCCCAACGACAGGUGGCUAUUUUAGAAAACUUGCAAGCUUCCCUAUCACAGCUGGGUCCUGGGCAGGAAAGCAGCAAGGGUUCUCUCCCAGUCUUAUAUUGCAGUCUGUUGUUAAAUCACCUGCCCCAACUCCAUAAAUGAACUGUGGAACAAAGAUACUGCGUUUGCUUUCUUUUCUCUCCUUUCAUAGGCUGG